CGCUCUACACAAGUACUUCACACAACGUUAGUAGACACUAUAGCAUGGCUGUACCACCAGGCGGUCCCAUAGAGAUUUGUUUCUCGUUUGAUACAACUGGCUCAAUGUCAAGUUCUAUCAAUGCGGUUAAACAGAAUGUCCAGGAAAUGAUUCAACGACUGCAAACGGAUAUCCCCGGUAUUAGAAUCGCUGUAUUUGCUCACGGAGAUUACUGUGACAGAGACUCAUCUUAUGUCACCAAGUAUGUAGAUUUUUCCACGGAUCUGAACGAACUGUGUAACUGGGUCAAAAGCGUUGGGUCCACUGGAGGCGGGGAUUCCGAUGAGUGUUAUGAGCUGGUCUUGCACCAGGUACAAACUUUGUCUUGGACACCUGGCACACAGAGGGCGCUGGUGAUGAUAGGAGAUGCCCAUCCUCAUGACGUGAACUACCCAGACAACAAACUGAAAUUGGACUGGAAGGAGGAAGUGGAAAAAUUAGCAGUCAUGGGUGUGCGAGUGUACGGUGUACAAUGUAGAGCUUCUAGUGACAAAAGAACGAACGACUUCUACCAAACACUGGCCGAUAAGACAGCUGGCAGACGAGUAGAACUGGAGCAGUUCUCCAAUCUCUUUGACUUCAUUAUGGCCAUCUGCUACAGAGAGCAAGGAGCAGAGUUCCUGGAUAUCUAUGAACAGGAAGUACGCGCCAGAGACGCUGGAAUAGGUGUUCAUAAGGAUUUGAAUGCUAUGUUCGGAGCACUCAAAGACGAUGAACCUUCCACAUCUUCAUCCAGCGUGGAGGCUUCAUCUUCCAAGUCCAGAACACUUCCCUACAAGCCGGCCCUGAAAAAGCUGUCAUCUCUGACAAAAGCAGCCUCCAUCACAAAGCUGAAGAAAAAGAGUACCUCCAUUCACGCAGUGAGGAAAACAAUCGUCAAAAAGACCGUUCCUUCUGCAAUGGAUAGAAAGAGAGCUAAACAUCUAGCCAUUUCAUGCCAAAAGCUAAACAUACUAAGAAAGCUGAAGAGAGAAAAUGUUGCAGAGACAAAUUUUUCGAUGAAUAGAAUUCAUUGGUCCCCGUGGGAACUAGUUAUUUCUCCCAUUAAACCAGAGGAUGACUCGGUGUGGACAGAAAGACAUCGAGGAAGAAAGGGUUUCAGAAAAUCCACCGUCUGCGGAGGAAAGACAUUCCCUGCCGCUGUGUACGAGUUCUCUGUGAGGAAACCAUCUGAUUCUAAACGUUAUGUUACCUACUGUAAACUUUCCUCGGGAUUCACCAGUACACGAUGCUGGGAAUCUAGACUCUUGUCCGAUUCUGACGUUCGAUCUCAAGUGAACAAAGUGGUGUCUUUGGGAUAUUCUGUCUUUGUUCGUAGAUGUUUGGUAACUGACUCUAACAAAAACACCAUUAAGAAAUCCCUUCUCAGAUAUGACUAUGCAUGGAGAAAAGUGCGAAAUGUAAGAGACUCUCACAGAAAUAUUCAGUUGAUGGCAGCCUCAAAUUAACAUUGUAUUCAAAAUGUCUAUUCUGUUGACAUUUAUUUUCACUUAUACUGUUUUAGC
Saccostrea echinata is the source of this 1544-nucleotide messenger RNA. RefSeq lists its product as uncharacterized. The transcript has 3 exons. The coding region runs from base 45 to 1487 and encodes 480 amino acids. Lineage: Eukaryota; Metazoa; Mollusca; Bivalvia; Ostreida; Ostreidae. The record is from RefSeq and is a predicted model, not a curated record.